AUGAGAAGUGUCAAUGCCGCUGCGGCUGCUAGCUCGGCCAUGACAGCUCCCAAGUCGUUGGACGUUAAGAACCCAGCGUCGGUUCGAAAUGUCGCCGCUACUCUUGCAUUCGAUGCCAUGUCCUACUACAAGGGCAACCUCUCCGCCGCAGACUCUGUUCAGAUGGGAGAUCUCCAGGAUCCUUACUACUGGUGGACGGCUGGCGCACUUUGGGGAUCCAUGCUAGACUACUAUCACUUCACCAACGACUCGACCUACAACGACGUUGUCAUCCAAGCUCUCCUGGCGCCCACGAAUCUCGGAGCCGAGCACGCGUACAUGCCUCCGGAGCACGCCUUCGAAGAGGGCAACGAUGAUCUCUUCUUCUGGGGCUCGGCUGCCAUCGCCGCUGCCGAGCGGAACUUUCCUCAGCCAAACACUACUCUGCCCUCGUGGCUGGACUUGGGAGCUAAUGUCUUCAACCAGCUGGCGAGCCGCUGGAACAAUCAGCACUGCGGCGGUGGUCUUUUGUGGCAAAUCUAUGCCUCCAACCCGAAUGGUCUGACUUACAAGAACAGCGUUAGCAACGGUGGCUUCUUUCAGAUUGCUGCUCGGCUGGCCCGCGCCACUGGCAACGACACAUACCUCGACUGGGCCGACAAGAUUUGGGAUUGGUCCAUGGACAUUGGCUUCAUCGAUCAUGAGUCGUUUCACGUCUACGACGGCGCUGGUAUCGACACCAACUGCACCAAGACAAACGUCGCGUCCUUCACUUACACCAGCGGUAUUUACCUGUACGGAGCUGCCAUCAUGGCAAACUACACAAAGAAGCCUGAGUGGACUCAGAGAGCCCAACAACUUCUCGAUGGCGCCGGAUGGUUCUUCACUCCGCCCAACGCCACGGCCAAGAAUGUCAUGUACGAAGGCGCCUGCGAAACCGUUGGUCGUUGCGACGCUGAUAUGACCACCUUCAAGGCUUAUCUCGCCCGCUUCAUGUGGCAGUCAACGCAAAUGGUUCCCUCACUGCGCAGCAAAGUCGAGAGUCUCCUCAUCCCCAGCGCUCAGGCUGCCGCUGCUACGUGCACAGGAGGCCCAACUGGCCGCGCCUGUGGACAGAAAUGGUACAUUGGCGAGUACGAUAACAUCCCCGGCCUGGGCCAAGAGAUGUGCGCGUUGGAGACGAUCCAGGGACUUUUGAUUGACGGCGCUGCUCCACCUCUGGAAGCCAAGGAUAUCAAGACGGUGCGGGAUAUCACCUGGGGUGCUCAGAGCGCCAAGGUGAGCGAUGCAUCCACAUCGAAGCCCUUGGAGACUACCAGGCGAGGCAUUGCAGGAGAUGCGCAACCGACAAACUCUGCUGGCAUGCGACUCAACCUCGAGAUGGGACCGAUUAUGGUUGUUGGUCUCGGUAUGUUGCUGGCGACUUGGGGACUGGCUUGA
Molecule: messenger RNA, 1419 nt
Organism: Trichoderma asperellum CBS 433.97
Lineage: Eukaryota; Fungi; Ascomycota; Sordariomycetes; Hypocreales; Hypocreaceae
Biological process (GO): carbohydrate catabolic process; fungal-type cell wall biogenesis
Molecular function (GO): mannan endo-1,6-alpha-mannosidase activity
Source: RefSeq, a predicted model, not a curated record